Zeugodacus cucurbitae (melon fly) is the source of this 682-nucleotide messenger RNA. RefSeq names its product probable fatty acid-binding protein (gene fabp). The transcript has 3 exons. The record is from RefSeq and is a predicted model, not a curated record. Gene Ontology annotation, molecular function: fatty acid binding. Gene Ontology annotation, cellular component: nucleus; cytosol. Lineage: Eukaryota; Metazoa; Arthropoda; Insecta; Diptera; Tephritidae. Bases 142 to 537 code for a protein of 131 amino acids. Gene Ontology annotation, biological process: fatty acid transport.
AGCUGCUGCUGUCUGUUAUAAAAGCGCAGCUCCAUUUGCGUCGACGUCUGUCAUCAAGUGUCGUCCACUGAUAUCGUGUGAGUGCUCCAGUUCUUUAGUCUUUUCAAGUUUAAAGUAAAACUUAUAAGUAAAUUUUCAAAAAUGGCCGUCUGGGAAGGAAAGAAAUACAAAUUGGAAAAGAGUGAAAACUUUGAUGAAUACAUGAAGGAAUUGGGUGUCGGUAUGGUUAUGCGUAAAAUGGGCAAUAGCGUCAGUCCCACCGUUGAGUUGAAGAAGGAUGGUGAGACUUACACUUUCACCACUACCUCCACAUUCAAGACAUCGUCUAUCAACUUUAAACUGGGCGAGGAAUUCGAUGAAGAGACACUUGAUGGUCGUAAGGUGAAGAGCAUCAUUACUUUGAAUGGCAACACCCUAGUGCAGGAACAGAAGGGUGACAAACCCUCAAGCAUUGUGCGUGAAUUCACCGACUCCGAAUUGGUGACUACCCUCACCAUCAACAACGUCAAAUCCGUCAGAGUGUACAAGGCUGUCUAAAUGCACUGUUAAUUGCAUACCAUAGCAACAAAUAGUUAAAAAAUAUAUUUAAAUUAAUAAUGCCACAUCUUGCGAGAAUUAAGAAUUGAAAUACUAAAUAUCAUCAAUAUUUUGCACUUUAUAUGACAACAUAUACAUCAAGAUA